AUGCUGGUCGCCAACCCAAAGACCGAGUUAAGCUCUACCUUUCUCCAUAUUGCUUUUGGUCUCAUUUUUCCUGCCAUUGGAAUUUCUUGGAUAUUUUGGGGAAGCAAGAAAAAGAAAAUUGGUAAAACAUCAGUUCCAUUUCUGGUUUAUGAGUUCUUCACCGAUAAGACGUUGUACGAUUCUAUUCAUGAUGAGUUUUCUUUUCUUUCCUGGGAACGUCGUCUUAAGAUAGCCACUGAAACUGCAGGGUCCCUUUUAUACUUGCAUUCCGGUGGUGAAACACCAAUUAUUCAUGGAAACAUCGAUAGCUCCAACAUACUACUAGACCAUGGUUUCAUGGGGCAUAUCUCAGACAGCCCCUUUAAAUUAACGUACUGGUUCCAGCAGUAG
This is a messenger RNA of Fraxinus pennsylvanica, 390 nucleotides long. Lineage: Eukaryota; Viridiplantae; Streptophyta; Magnoliopsida; Lamiales; Oleaceae. The record is from the annotation of a GenBank genome assembly.